Molecule: messenger RNA, 721 nt
Organism: Fragaria vesca subsp. vesca
Lineage: Eukaryota; Viridiplantae; Streptophyta; Magnoliopsida; Rosales; Rosaceae
Exons: 2
Coding region: 58-453 (131 amino acids)
Source: RefSeq, a predicted model, not a curated record
UCUCUCUCUCUCCCUCUCCCUCUCCCUCUCCAUCCGUUUACCCCUUAUAGUAGUACUAUGCCAAUCCCCUCUGACACAAAGUGCACAAAAACGAACAAGGACGAGUUCUUAAGAUUGGGGUUCACGUCCGAGAGCCCUCCCGUUCUACGUUGUAGGGAUGCAGAUCUGAGCAUGAGAUGCAAACGAGGACCCAGAGUGCCUGGAUUUGCAAACGAGGACCCAGAGUGCCUCGAUUUGCAAACGAGGACCCGGAGUCCCUCGAUUUGCAAACGAGGACCCAGAGUCCCUCGAUUUGCAAACGAGGACCCAGAGUCCCUCGAUUUGCAAACGAGGACCCAGAGUCCCUCGAUUUGCAAAUCCAGACCUAUUUUGGCUGGGCCUCUCGAUUUGCAAAUCCAGACCUAUUUGGGCUGGGCAGACAUUAUUCACCACAACAGGUCCAUGGAGACCUAGCCUCUCCUCCCUUUAAACAGCCUCUCUUCCCUUUAUGAUUCUCUCGUAACCUAGCUCUUCACCAAAGCCUCUCUUCACCAAAGCACCAAAGCCUCUCUUCACCAAAGUAAGUGCUUUCUUUUACUUUUUUGUUUGAAUCGAAUUUUUGUUGGAAUCUCGGUUUGGUUCCAAUAUUUCAAACCCUGGAUCUGGAUUUGUUUCCAUUUACUUUUUUAACUUGGUUCGAAUAUUUCAAACCCUGAUUUGUUUUACUUGUGUUUGAUUCAUC